UAGUCAGAGCGUCCAGCGGAAGUGGACGGGUAACGGCGCCCCCCGACGACAGGCGUCGACGUCCAUGCCAAUUUCCAAUGAUUAAUUUUGUUUAUACACGUAGUGAUGUAAUCCAAGGCUCAUGACGUACUUGCCUAUCGGGAGUACUGUGGCAGCCGACCCGUUCUCCUUCUAACAGUAACCCACUGAUUGGCGGUGCAUGUGGAGUGCCAGCGACAGGGGACCUUUAUUAUCGACUGUUUCGCGGACUGUAUGGGGUUUAGCGGUGGACGGUGCGCGUGAACUUGUUUUUUUUUUAUAUAUACCCUCUGGGGUAGUGUGGUGGUGUUGUUGGUCUGUUCUCGGAUGAUGCAUGGCUUUGGAAAUUCGGGAAUUUCGUGCACAUCUCGCGCGUUUUGAUUCGAAAGUGCGAAUUUGUGUUCUCCACGCGCAGUUGCGUCAUUUAAACAGUUUCUCUGCGAUCGUAAAAAGGUUUCUAGUUAUGCAUCGGUUACUACUUUUCCGUCCGUACAUGCUCCUAGAAGCCUAUAUCAUCUGAGAUACAGAUCAACAGUUAAUUUUUUUCCCUAAUAAGGAUAUGACCCGAAGAAUCGAUCAUUAACGCCUUCAUCCGUGUUAUUUCGAAAUUUAAAAAAAAAAUGUUGGGUCAAGACGGGACAAUCACUUCCUUCACCAACAUGUGCGACCGAACUAUAGUGAAAGUGCGCUAUUCUGGUCUACAACAAGAAAGGAUAAGAGUUGUGUGUUCAACUAGGAGACAACAAAUGAGCCGAUUUGUCACUGUCACGGAUCCAAACAAGCCGAGUCAGUCAAGGAAACAUGUGACUAUAAUAAGCUUUCCACCGAGGAUGGAGAGGUCUCCGAUUGUGAACUCCGUCGGUUCCUCAGAACGUAUACAGGAGCAGACCUACAUACAGGCACCCAGUUUCGUUCAGAGCCAGAACUACGCAGCAUCUUCCGGUUCGCAAAUGUACACCAGAUCUACACCGAACAACUCUGGAUAUGUGACAGUAACUCAGACUUUGCACAAAAAGGGCCCCCACAGAAAUGGAGAUGUGCUCAAGAGAUCGAGAGUACCGAAUACGUACGAGCUAUCGCAGGACAUCCUCGACAAGCAGAUCGAAGUCCUCGAACGUAAAUACGGCGGUCUCAAGGCGCGGAACGCCGCACUCACCAUCCAAAGGGCGUUCAGAAGAUACACGCUGAGGAAGAAGUUCGCCGCCAUCACGGCAAUGGCGAAGGCCGAGAAACGGAUCAGCAGGAGGAUACCGGCGGUCUCUGAAGACCAGAGGAAUGUUACGAUGAACGAGAGCGACCACGUCGCAGAGUACGCAAGAAGCUUCGACGGACACGACUGUAAUAAUACCAGGGUUUUACCGGUCAGGUCUAUGUCUCUGAGGGAAAGGCGAAACAAUGACAGCAUACCGAUUCCGAGGAGUUUGUCGGGAACACCCACCGUCUGCUGGGAGAAUUACUCUUCCCCUUCGUCCUUGCACCACUACUAUUCACCUACUGAAUGCAAGCCCGAUACGCAGGUAACUGCAAGUUCGACAUAUUACAGUACACCAAACACCUCCGGCAGCAUACGUUCCUCGAGGAACAGCCUGAACUGCAGGAAAGUGCCGCCGGAAGUGCCGAAACGCACCUCGAGCAUAUCGUCCAGAUCGCUGGAGCCCAAGUAUCAGAAGUCGAACGGUCUGAUCAAAACCACCGAGAACGGUUCGCUGUCCAGCGUCCAGAGUUCGGGCAGCGACAGCAGCAUCUCGAUCGACAGGGUUCACGAGUUCUCCAGUUCCCCGGUGUGGAAGCGUAAGGGCAACCACGCCUCGGAGUACGCCGAGCCGAACGUCGUCGACACGUCCGCGUCGAACAUAUCGAACGUGUCCUCGUCGACGUUCACGAUAGACAGGAACGAUCCGCAGGCCGCGGCCGCCUACAAGAUCACCGAAAUAAUCAGGAAGAGGCAGUACCGCGUCGGUCUGAAUCUGUUCAACAAGAAGCCGGAACGCGGCAUCGACUACCUGAUCCGACGAAGCUUCUUGGAGAACUCGCCUCAGGGAGUCGCGAGGUUCCUGAUAUCCAGGAAGGGGCUGAGCAAGCAGAUGAUUGGGGAGUAUUUGGGCAAUUUGCAGAGCCCGUUCUGCAUGGCGGUCCUCGAGUGUUUCGCGGGUGAACUGGACCUGUCCGGGAUGCAGGUGGACGUGGCGCUGAGGAAGUUCCAGCAGUACUUCCGAAUGCCUGGGGAGGCGCAGAAAAUCGAGCGGUUGAUGGAGAUUUUCUCGCAGAGGUAUUGCCAGUGCAACGUCGAUCUAGUCGCCAGGUUGAGAUCUCCAGAUACUAUUUUCGUGCUGGCCUUCGCUAUAAUAAUGCUUAAUACAGACUUACACACACCCAGCAUCAAACCAGAGAGGAGGAUGCGAUGCGAGGACUUCAUAAAGAACCUUAGAGGAAUCGACGACUGUGGAGAUAUAGAUAGUGACAUGCUAAGUGGCAUUUACGAGCGCGUGAAAGCGAACGAAUUCAAACCGGGUUCCGAUCACGUCACUCAAGUGAUGAAGGUUCAAGCCACCAUUGUCGGUAAAAAACCGAACAUGGCCCUCCCUCAUCGAAGGCUUGUGUGUUACUGCCGCCUGUACGAGAUUCCAGACAUUAAUAAGAAGGAGAGACCAGGCGUGCAUCAGAGAGAAGUCUUCCUUUUCAAUGAUUUAUUAGUGAUCACGAAAAUACUGAGCAAGAAGAAGUCUUCUGUUACUUACACAUUCCGUAAUAGCUUUCCCCUGUGUGGAAUGGUGGUUACCCUCUUCGAAGUGCCACAUUAUCCAUUUGGCAUUCGCCUGAGCCAGAAGGUUGAUGGGAAAAUCUUGGUCACCUUCAACGCGAGGAAUGAACACGACAGGUGUAAGUUUGCAGAAGACUUGAAAGAAUCAGUGAGUGAAAUGGACGAAAUGGAGAAUCUCAGAAUAGAGGCAGAAUUAGAAAAACAGAAAUCGAACAGAAAUCCAAGAAGUGGAACCGAAAAUAGGGAUAGUGGCGUGGCCGAUGUGGAGGUUUGCCCUUGUCAGUGUGCGAAAGGACAAGCGGGGUCGGGCGAAGCUUGUCACGAGGAGGGUGGUCAUGAACAGCAAAUCAAGCGUUCUGCACUCAGUAAUUCUCUACUCGAUAUACACGAACAAUUUGCAGGAGACAAAACCCAAAGGCGUGGAAGUGUUGGUUCAUUGGAUAGCGGAAUGUCAGUUUCAUUCCAGUCAACAUCCGCAAGCACCUGUUCAAGAUCUGACAAGUUGAUGAAUAAAGGCAAACCUGGAUACGGUCUGAACAACCAGUCCUUUUUAGGCGGUUUAUUUAAGAAACCGGGUAGCACUCCAGUGAAAUCUACCGAAGUGUAAACUAUUUUAUAUCAUUGUAGGUAUAUAUUUCAAGAAUUUUUACAUAUAUGUACUGAAUUGAGUAUUGAUGGUAUUUUGUCAGAUAUCAUGAGAACUAUUCACUAUGGUGAACAAUCAUAAAUAGAAUCUAGGUGUUUUCAAAUCUAAUUCAACUAACUGUAUUCACUUAAUUGAAUGUUCAUCCAAUUAUUGAUGUCUUAAGAAAUUGUUAAGUAUACCGAUGAUGAUGAACUAUUGAGUGCGCUCGUGGUUUUUUCAUCACUCUUGGUCCAGAAAUUUACAGGUUUACGCAUUCCGAUGAAACCCUUCGUUUUUCAGAAUUCUCAGUUUAAUUUUUUCGAACAUUUCAAUAGAUUUUGACUGGUGUAAGAGAUUUUCAACAUGAAAUCCUUCCUUCUCAUUCAUACCAUACAGGUUGAGGUUGUUCUCGAAAAUCAUUCAAAGAAUUUUCCUUGUCUAGCUUAUUUAGGGUUUGCGGAAAAAUCUGGUAUUCGAAUUGAAAAUAUCUAGAUGCGGGAAGCUAUUUUCAUCAACAAUUCGUUGAGGGAAUUGAAAUGUAUGAAAAGUUAUUAAGAGAGACACCAAAAUAUGAAUUUAUUUUGUCCACAUCCACUGAAGCUUCUGACCAAUUUGUUUUCGAUAUCAAAUUUUCGAUAUUCCAUUUUUUUUUUUCUAUAAUCAUUUUAUUGCAUUUCUUAACUUCAUGACUUACUUUCCGUACUAUCCAAUUGCGACAAAUGACUUCCAUUUGUCACCUCAAUUUCAUACCCCCCCAGCAAAUUCCCAGUUAUGUAUCCAUUUGUUUGAAUAUUCUUCUCUGAAUUGGUACUGUGAGGAUAGACAAACUGUCAGCUUAACUAAUGAAAAGAAGCUGAAAAUAGGUUGUAAUUUGGUGUUUCAAUAAUAAUCCAAAGUAAUUACAGAAUGUGAUUAAGGAUAUCACUGCUUUUGGGGCGUCUCAAAAUGCAUGAUAUUUCAUAGAGUGACCAUUUAUUUAUUUUGAAGUAUUCAGAUAUUUUGUCAAAUUUUCUUAAUUUGUCAGAAAAUAAGCUGAAUUACUGGUGAGUGAAUGAAGAAGUCAUAUCUUUAAAAGUGAAACUUAAUUGUCUAAUAACUUUUCACAGUCAUUUCUUCGUUAGCUACUUAUGAACUUAAUUUUAGUGUACUCAUUUAUUUUAACCAAAGAAAUGAAUGGAAUUUAUACCUUGUAAGUGUGGAUGCAGUCAGUGUUUUGGAAAGUCAAUUAUCAGGCAAUUCGAGAUAAUUUGCACACUUCCCUUACAUUCAGGAAUUAUUUUUGAGGUGAACAGCCAGGAAUAGAUAACAGUUCUGCAUUACAAGAUUAUUAAAAGCAAGUUGUUCAUUGAGUUUUACUCAAUGGGUGAAUUUAAUGCAAUAAUUACUACUAACUAAACACAUAAAUCAAUUGAAACUAACUAUAAAAGCAAUAAUUGUAGUUCACAUUCAAUAAUAAUUCUACUUACUACUUAUAUCAUUGUAUAAUAGACCUUACUUAGACUAAUUUAUUCUGUUGAAAAUAUGUUUAUUUUAAUUCGAAAUUCGUUGUCAUCCUACCCAGUGGAAAAAUUGUUUUCUGAUAUUGUUGUUUCCUUUGUUGUCAUUACACUUUUUUUGUUAUUGACAGAUUUUUCAUUUUUUAUGUAUUUGUUGAUUUUAUUCUCAGAAACGUGGAAUUUUAUAAGUUGUAACUUUUUUUGAUAUAAUAAGGUGUCGAGUGUUAUUUACUUAAGAUCCAAAAAAAAUUGUAUUCUGUAUAUAGGUUCAAAGAAAUUCCGAAGAAGCAAAUAUGUUCUAGUCGACUGUAAAUAAGCUAGGAAUCUCACGUAGAUAUUAAAUUUAUUUAAAUAUAAA
Molecule: messenger RNA, 5258 nt
Organism: Coccinella septempunctata (seven-spotted ladybird)
Lineage: Eukaryota; Metazoa; Arthropoda; Insecta; Coleoptera; Coccinellidae
Gene: siz
Product: IQ motif and SEC7 domain-containing protein 1
Exons: 9
Coding region: 639-3386 (915 amino acids)
Biological process (GO): actin cytoskeleton organization; regulation of ARF protein signal transduction
Molecular function (GO): protein binding; guanyl-nucleotide exchange factor activity
Source: RefSeq, a predicted model, not a curated record